Molecule: messenger RNA, 2258 nt
Organism: Xiphias gladius (swordfish)
Lineage: Eukaryota; Metazoa; Chordata; Actinopteri; Istiophoriformes; Xiphiidae
Gene: irx5a
Product: iroquois homeobox 5a
Exons: 3
Coding region: 632-2005 (457 amino acids)
Biological process (GO): neuron differentiation; cell development; regulation of transcription by RNA polymerase II
Cellular component (GO): nucleus
Molecular function (GO): RNA polymerase II cis-regulatory region sequence-specific DNA binding; DNA-binding transcription factor activity, RNA polymerase II-specific
Source: RefSeq, a predicted model, not a curated record
CGCACUUGAGACUUACUGCAACGAGUCUUGUUAAAGAGGAAAAAAAAAUAGAGAAAUAGAGAAUGAGAAGGAUUGUUAGUUAACGCGAGAGAAGGGAGGGGGUGAGGAAGAAACAGGAGAGAGAGAGAGAGAGAGCGAGAGAGAGAGAGCAUGGAUUUGGGCAGGGCUGUGGUUACCCAACAUAAGCUUGCCUUUUCCUUCGGUGACUACACCCCAAGAGGAGGAGCGUAGCGUGCAGCGUAGUAGGCGUCAGGAUCCUCAAUUUCCAACUUAGCAUCUUGGCAGGACAUUUUCCCAAGCAAAGCCCCCGUCCGACGGGUAAAAAAAAAAAACUUCUGCACGGGCAUGAGAGCGACGGUGCAACUCAGAUAAGGGAGCCACCGAAAAACCAAACGAGACAAAACAUCUGACGGGCAGUGGCUGGCUGGCCGCGACCAAAACAAUCGAUCCAAAACCCAAGCCGAUUUUUAUUUAGUCACUUUUACUUUUUGCCUUCACCACUGUCAUUUAGAAGGGGGGACAGGCAGCGGGUCUGCAGACACACGGCUCUAUGCGCUCCGACAGCAGCGCAUGAGAAAAUAAAAGGGGGAAAGUGCGCAAGUUAAGUGGCUUACACUCUCCGGGCUCCAGCAUGGCGUAUCCUCAGGGCUACUUGUACCAGCCGUCCGCCUCUUUAGCCCUGUAUUCAUGCCCUGCGUACAGCACGAGCGUUAUAUCCGGACCCCGAACCGAGGAACUUGGGAGAUCCUCUUCGGGAUCUGCUUUUGCGCCCUAUGCCGGAUCUACUGCGUUCACCAGCGCCUCGCCGGGCUACAACUCCCACUUACCGUACAGUGCAGACGCGGCGGCCGCUGCCACAUUCACCUCGUACGUGGUGAGUAAACUAAAGAGUUCUCCCUACGACCACACCACGGGUAUGGCCGGCUCGAUAGGAUACCACCCUUACGCAGCACCCUUGGGCACCUACCCUUACGGCGACCCAGCGUACCGUAAAAACGCAACGCGGGACGCCACUGCUACCCUGAAGGCCUGGCUCAACGAGCACCGCAAGAACCCCUACCCCACCAAGGGGGAGAAGAUCAUGCUGGCCAUCAUCACCAAGAUGACCCUCACCCAGGUGUCCACCUGGUUCGCCAACGCCAGGAGGAGGCUAAAGAAGGAGAACAAGAUGACCUGGACCCCCCGGAACCGGAGCGAGGACGAGGAAGAGGACGAGAAUAUUGAUUUGGAGAAAAAUGACGACGACGAGCCAAGCAAGCCCACAGACAAGGGAGACUCCACAGACACAGAAGCAGAUCAUAAACUGCUGAACCCAGGGGACAUAGGCUGUGACAGAUUUAAAGAGGAGAGCCAUGGCAAAGACCCGGAUCCCCUUCUGAGCGACUCGGAGUUAAAAGACCAGGAGGAGCGGACUACAGACUUGCUGCCGGAUUCCGCAAAACCAACCACUUCGUCUCCCUCGGCUGUUCCCCGGGGGAACCAGACCGUUGCGCAACAAGACAAGCCGUCAGAUUUGAGCCACGCACCGGGUACGGUGACCAGCAACGUGACCUCUGUUAUCCACUCGCCCCCUUCGGCCCCUAAACCCAAACUCUGGUCACUUGCGGAGAUCGCCACGUCCUCAGACAAGUGUAAGGGCAGCGGCGAGGCGCCACAGGCUUGUCCCGGGUUGGGUCAGAGCGCGGUAAUGGGCCCCGGCGCGUCUCCAUCUCGGUCCUCCCCUCAGUGCCCGCUCCCCAACAGCACGGUCCUAUCCAGGCCUCUGUACUACACCUCCCCUUUCUACCCGGGCUACACGAACUAUGGUGGCAGCUUUGGACACCUUCACAGUAACCACGGCUCGGUAACCACGGGCUCCACGGCACAUUUCAAUGGAUUAAACCAGACUGUGUUAAAUAGAGCAGAGGCUUUGGUAAGGGAGAGCCAGAAAGUCAGAGGCCAAACGCAGGUAGAUCUUUGUAAAGACUCCCCUUAUGAACUAAAGAAAGGUAUGUCAAACAUUUAAUACCUGAUUAUUUUCCACUCACCGAGGACUUUUAUUUAUUUUUUGUGGUUGCAUAAAAAAAAGAAAAAGAAUGAUCAAGCAAAUCCUAAGAACAGUUAUUUUCUCAGUAAAUGCUUAUCUUCAAAUUUUUAGUUUCUGAAUGGUUAAUCCUGAAAUGUAACAAGAAUGGUCUUAAUCGCUGCAGCCGCCUGAGUCUAUUUGUAUUAAAGACUAACAUGUAUAUUUAAUGUAGCAUUUUUGUAUUUAAAAUGGA